This is a messenger RNA of Bombus impatiens (common eastern bumble bee), 1080 nucleotides long. Its product is annotated as mitochondrial import inner membrane translocase subunit Tim21. Gene Ontology annotation, biological process: protein import into mitochondrial matrix. Bases 288 to 959 code for a protein of 223 amino acids. NCBI's taxonomy places the organism in Eukaryota, Metazoa, Arthropoda, Insecta, Hymenoptera, Apidae. Gene Ontology annotation, cellular component: TIM23 mitochondrial import inner membrane translocase complex. The transcript has 5 exons. The record is from RefSeq and is a predicted model, not a curated record.
AGCUAUUGCAGUAUGGCCAUAGUAUGACAGUGUAAUGAAUUUCUUAUUGUUACAUUUUUAAUUUUUCUUCUUGAGCAAUCAGUUGAUUUUUUAUUUUCUGUAGGAGUUCCUUUUUAACAGAGUCUGGAACAAGUGUUCUUGCUUUAGUUGUAACCAUUGAAAGCAAUUUAUCAUAAGUAAUAUCAUGACCAUGUUCUUUUAUUAAAUCCUUGCAGAUUAAUUUUACUUGAUCUCUCCAUCCACAUUCAACUAAUCGACGACGUAGCAACUCUUUUAGCCUAAAAGAGAUGGCAUCAACACGAGUAAUCAAUUGCUUUUCGUACAAAAGACUUGUAGCAGUCUCUAGCCUAAAAAAUGUAUACAUUCUUUCUAAUUUUAGUAUUAAUUCUAAUUUUCGACAAAAUGCAUUAUAUUGUACGAAAAAAUCAAUUGCUAAAACAGAUUAUGUUGAACAUGAAAAUAAAAUACAAGUUGGAUUUGCGGAUGUAGUUAAAGAAAAUACAAAAUCUAUUGGAUACUUAGGUGUAAUAAUUGGUGGUAUAGGAAUUACUGCCUUCAUGUUUUAUAUGAUUUUUGACGAAUUAUUUUCCAAUAAAAGUCCAAACAGCGUAUAUAGUAAAGCAUUAGAUCGCUGCAUCAAACAUCCUAAAGUAACAGAUGCCCUAGGAGAACCAAUAAAAGCAUAUGGAGAAGAGAGCAGACGUGGACGUAGAAGUCACAUAAGUCAUAUUAUCUUUGAAAAGGAUGGAGUACGUCAUAUGAGAAUGAAAUUUUAUAUUCAAGGUAUAAGGAAACGCGCAACUGUGAAUUUAGAAGUGCAAGAAGAUGAAUCUGGCAAUUAUAUGUACAGAUAUUUAUAUGUACUUGUGGAUGAUAUUUUGCAAACUAUUAUUAAAAUAGAAGACAAUAGAGAACAAAAGAGGAGCUCCAGUACUGAAGCAGAACUUGAAUGGAAUUAAUAUGUUAGAUCUUUCUAAUUAAUAUUUAGUAUAUUAUGUACAGAAACGAUUACAAUCGAUUAUUUUAAAUACACUUCUGUAAAAUUUGUGUCAAAUAAAUAUGGUGAUACUUGAAAGAAAA